AAAUAACGGAAGCAAAUAUCAACCGGAAAACGAUAAACUUAAAUGAGCCACCAUUAAAGUUGUUAACAACUUCAGGCAGCGCUGAAAUCCAACCAGAAAAAAAAAAUUAAAAAUGACAGAUAACAACAACAACAGCAACAGCAACAAUAAUAACAACAACAAAAACAGUAGUAAUAGUAAUGAAAGCAAUAGCAACAUAAACAGACAGUCAGCAUCACCAGCGCGCACCAUCGAUUCACAUGAUUCCACCACGGGCAGCUUGGAUACGAUCGUCGAUCGAAGUCUGAAUCGUGAAGAAAUGUUGCAGAAGAAAAUCGAACAGAGCACAAAUACAACAAAUGCACAGCAUCAGCAUGACAGCCUUACGAACUCACAGAUCUCGAUGCUGCAACAGCAGAGCAGCAGCGAAGAUGAAGUGCAACACAAGCCACAGCCGGCACAGCAGCAACAUUUUGAUGCACAAAAUCAUAUAUACUCGAGUCCAGUUUAUGAUCAGAAGCCGCCAUUGAAACUGACGGCAGCAACAUUGGUUGCAACAGUUGCCGCUGAUGCUAAACAUGUUGACGAUCUGAAGAAACCAAAGUUGAUUACGCAUGAAGAGUUUCAGAAGCAGCUGCAAGAGGCAGUCGCCUCACGCGCCAACACAAUCGAUUCGCGCAUUAGCAAAAAGCAGCGCUUCCCCCCGGAACUUAUCAAAAUCAAAGACGGCGAUGGCAGCACUUCAUCGCUGACCAGCAGCAAAUCGAAGCGUUCACGCAAAUCAUUACCCAGCAGCGCCUGCUGUUCCGCAUUUCCGCUGCAAAUUGUGCUGGGCAGCUUGCAACUGGUACUGGCCAUUUCGCUUGUGGCAUUGGGUUCACUACUAAUAGUGCGUGAGGCGGCUCUAUCAACAGCCGGUUGUGGCAUUUGGACUGGCUUGAUAGCUGCGGUUACUGGUUCAUUGGGCGUGGUCAGCAUGCGUAAAACGCAAACUGCAUUUCUGGCAUUGAGUUUGGUUUGUAUAGCGACAAGCACCCUGGCGCUGGCCAUUUCUGGUGUUGGUCUUUCAAGAGACUUAAAUCGUAUGGAAGAGGAGUUCGAACUUUUGAAUUCCAACAGUGAAGUCUCCGCUGCGUGUGGACUGAUUUUUACGCUCUUUUUGCACUUCGUAGUUAGCAUUGUUUCGGUUUACCGCUGCGCCCUGCAAAUCUGUUCAAG
Molecule: messenger RNA, 1197 nt
Organism: Teleopsis dalmanni
Lineage: Eukaryota; Metazoa; Arthropoda; Insecta; Diptera; Diopsidae
Product: homeobox protein 13-like
Cellular component (GO): membrane
Source: RefSeq, a predicted model, not a curated record